Messenger RNA from Bactrocera dorsalis (oriental fruit fly), 863 nucleotides. RefSeq names its product arylalkylamine N-acetyltransferase-like 2. The transcript has a single exon. The record is from RefSeq and is a predicted model, not a curated record. Lineage: Eukaryota; Metazoa; Arthropoda; Insecta; Diptera; Tephritidae. The coding region runs from base 40 to 708 and encodes 222 amino acids. Gene Ontology annotation, molecular function: N-acetyltransferase activity.
AAAUAUUGGCAUCAUUAGCGUAUUAGAACUCGGUUGAAAAUGACUGAAGUAGACCAGGCGCACGAUAUAGAAAUUCGCGUAAUAAAACCGAGUGAGUGCGAUGAGGUGCUUAAAUUCCUCCGAAUACAUUUCUACCCAGAUGAACCGUUGAAUAUUGGCAAACAGCAAGAUCCGGAAGAUGAAGAAUUCGCUAUAUCACAAAUAGAGCAUGGAACCAGUUUAAUAGCAGUGCAACAACAAAUAGUUAAUGGUGUCACAAGCGAACGUAUAGUUGGCGUUUUGAUAUCUAGUCCGAAAAGUAGUAAUGAAGCUGAACAUUUAUUUAAAGAGGCGGACCGUUUCAUUUCGACCAAUUGGGGCACAUUGAUUCGGAUUUUGGCACACGCUGAGCGCGAUUCUAAUGUCUACGAGCGUUAUAAUGUUGAGAGAGCGUUGCAUAUACAUGCUUCCGGGGUGGAUAGAAGUUUCCGUGGACGUGGGAUUGGAACGAAACUCAAAGAGAAAUUGAAAGACUUAGCCCGUGAGCUCAACUACCCACUGAUGACUACGGACUGCACCAGCUUUUAUUCGGCACAAUUAUCUGAACGCAUGGGUAUGGAGUGUGUGAAUGUCAUUAAGUAUACUGAUUAUCUAGAUGAGGAGGGUAAGGUGGUGUUUAAGCCGCCAAUGCCACAUGAAUAUCUGAAAACGUAUGCCAUGAGGCUGUAAAUGUUCGGGCAUACCUACUACACCAUAAAUAUUUCGUACUUAUCAUAGGAAAAAUUGUAUAAUAUAUCUGACUUAGUGUAUUAGGCUCCAAAUUGUGAUAAAACCAUUGAGAGAAAAAUAAAUUUUUUACCAUUGAAUAAAAAAAAAUAAUUGUU